UCGCUGUUGUCUGAACAUAGUGAUAGUGAUACCUGCCUGGUGAUAAUAAACAGCUCAUUUCACUGUUAAAAUUCUGGUCUUAUACAUACAAUUAGUAAAAAAUACCCUAAAAUUGACAAAAUGGUCAACGGUCGGGCAUUGCAUUUUGUUUUCAAAAUCGCGGAACGUAAAUUAACAGCAAAAUUCUACCGUGAAAUUCUCGGAAUGAAGGUCCUCAGACAUGAGGAAUUUUCCGAAGGAUGUGAGGCUGCUUGUAAUGGGCCUUAUGCUAACCGAUGGAGCAAAACUAUGAUAGGAUAUGGACCAGAAGAUACUCAUUUCGUGAUUGAAUUAACGUAUAAUUACGGAAUUAAUUAUUAUGAACCUGGAAAUGAUUUUCGUGGGAUCACUAUUCGUUCUAAGGAAGCAAUUCAAAGGGCCAAAGCUGAUGGUUGGCCCGUGAAAGAAGAAAAUGGAAAAUUCAUAUUGGAGGCUCCUGGUGGUUAUAAAUAUAAUAUUAUCGAUGAACCACAGCCCACAGAUAAAGAUCCAGUGGAAAAAGUAACUUUAGCCAGCUCAAAUCUCGAACGCAGUAUUUCUUAUUGGCAAGGAAUUUUGAAUUUAAAUGUCUUCGAGCAAAAGGAUAAAAGUGUUCUCUUAGGCUUUUCAAAGGAACAAACCAAGUUGGAACUGGACGACAUUGGUGCCAAAGUAAAUCAUGCAAAAGCUUAUGGUCGAAUUGCAUUUGCUGUUCCAUUUGACGAGCAACCUGUAAUUCAGAAGAAAAUCAAGGAAAGUGGAAACAAAAUUUUAACAGAUUUGAUCACUUUAGACACUCCUGGAAAGGCUUCGGUUCGAGUAAUUAUACUUGCUGAUCCGGACGAUCACGAAAUUUGUUUCGUCGAUGACGAAGGAUUUCGAAAACUCUCAGUGCCUGAUUAUCCCAGUGAAAAGAUUUUGGAUAGAUUUAUAGCAAAAGAAGAAGCAGCUAGUCCAGAUGAAAUAAAAAAAACUGCAGCAUAAAAAAUCGUGAACUAUAUGGGUGCAAAUUGAGAAAAAGGAAAUUUGUGAAAAACAAUUUUCUUUAUACUGUACUUUAAGUAUUUUAUUGAGAUUUUCUACUCUUAUAUAUUUUGAUAACUUGAUUCAAAAUUUAGAAUUUAGCAGUUAAAAAAAUAGUUUAACUAUUAAUGUGAAAGCGAUGUAGAUAUAUUUAUUGAAAGGUGGCGGUACAAAAUGUAAAAAA
Molecule: messenger RNA, 1225 nt
Organism: Belonocnema kinseyi
Lineage: Eukaryota; Metazoa; Arthropoda; Insecta; Hymenoptera; Cynipidae
Product: glyoxalase domain-containing protein 4
Exons: 6
Coding region: 121-1002 (293 amino acids)
Source: RefSeq, a predicted model, not a curated record